AUGGACCUGGACGCCUCGCUGCUGCCCACCGGCCCCAACGGCAGCAACACUUCGGAUGGCCCGGACAACCUCACCGCCGGCGGCUCACCUCCUCGCUCAGGGAGCGUCUCCUACAUCAACAUCAUCAUGCCUUCGGUAUUCGGCACCAUCUGCCUCCUGGGCAUUGUUGGGAACUCCGCGGUCAUCUUCGCGGUGGUGAAGAAGUCCAAGCUCCACUGGUGUAGCAACGUUCCCGACAUCUUCAUCAUCAACCUCUCAGUGGUGGACCUUCUCUUCCUCCUGGGCAUGCCCUUCAUGAUCCACCAACUCAUGGGCAAUGGCGUCUGGCACUUUGGGGAGACCAUGUGCACGCUCAUCACGGCCAUGGACGCCAACAGUCAGUUUACCAGCACCUACAUCCUCACCGCCAUGGCCAUCGACCGGUACCUGGCCACCGUCCACCCUAUCUCCUCCACCAAGUUCCGGAAGCCGUCCGUGGCCACCCUGGUGAUCUGCCUCCUGUGGGCCCUCUCCUUCAUCAGCAUCACGCCCGUGUGGCUCUAUGCCAGGCUCAUCCCCUUCCCAGGGGGCGCAGUGGGCUGUGGUAUCCGCCUGCCCAAUCCGGACACUGACCUGUACUGGUUCACCUUGUACCAGUUUUUCCUGGCCUUUGCCUUGCCCUUUGUGGUCAUCACGGCUGCCUACGUGAGGAUCCUUCAGCGCAUGACAUCCUCGGUGGCUCCCACCUCCCAACGUAGCAUCCGGCUGCGGACAAAGAGGGUGACCCGCACGGCCAUUGCUAUCUGCCUAGUCUUCUUUGUAUGCUGGGCACCCUACUAUGUGCUACAGCUGACCCAGUUGUCCAUCAGCCGCCCGACCCUCACCUUUGUCUACCUGUACAAUGCGGCCAUCAGCUUGGGCUACGCCAACAGCUGCCUCAACCCCUUUGUAUACAUUGUGCUCUGUGAGACGUUCCGCAAACGCUUGGUCCUGUCAGUGAAGCCUGCGACCCAGGGCCAGCUCCGCGCGGUCAGCAAUGCUCAGACAGUGGAUGAGGAGAGGACAGAAAGCAAGGGCACCUGAUGCCUCCCUUGCUGCCCUGGGCACCUCCGAUUCGGGACACAACAGCAAACCAGAGGGAGAGAUGCUGAGCGAGAAACUCAAGACCGCUCUGGGAGGCUGCAGGGAGAUCGGGGUGAUGAGAGCUUGCAACUCAAUGCAUUUCCACUGG
Molecule: messenger RNA, 1210 nt
Organism: Orycteropus afer afer
Lineage: Eukaryota; Metazoa; Chordata; Mammalia; Tubulidentata; Orycteropodidae
Gene: MCHR1
Product: melanin concentrating hormone receptor 1
Biological process (GO): neuropeptide signaling pathway
Cellular component (GO): membrane; neuron projection
Molecular function (GO): melanin-concentrating hormone receptor activity; neuropeptide binding
Source: RefSeq, a predicted model, not a curated record